UCCAGCAUUUACGGCCUUCAGUUUUGGCAGUUUCGUUUUUCUGACGACAAGAUUUCACGCUCAAUCUAGCUAAAUGCUUGGUGUAGUUGUAGUACAACUUAAUUUGGUCGAUCGUAAGAAAUAAUUUUUACGCUCCGCUCAAUCUUACUAUUUUCUUCGUGUAGUUUGAGCUGAACUUAAUUUGCUCAUCGUAAAACUUUUGCGUUUUAAAAUGAAGCUGACAAGUUGAAACUGCUUCGAUUAUUAAAACCACGAGUAUUAUCUGGUAUUCUCUUGUAUUCGACUGAUCUAAAAACUAUAUAAUUAAGACUGAAAAUUCAAACGAAGACUUUAAGUCAUGAGCUUCGAAGCUUUUCUUUUGAAAAUGGGUGGCUUUGGAAAGUUCCAAACAACAAGAUUACUCAUUUUUCAACUGAUUAUAUUUUCUAUUCCUUGUAGCUAUCUUACCUCAAUUUUUUCUCUGCAACCAGUGGAUUACCAAUGCAAAUCUGGAACAUCUGAAACGGGGCUGAGAGAAAACACAAACAGUUCGGAUCUCGGAAGACAAUUAUCCGCUGAGUCAGAUCUGGACUCUUGUUUAAUGUACGAUCCAGAUUUUAAACCAAAAGCGAUGGAAAAAGACGAAGAUAACGAAACAAAACCACCUAUUAUUGUGUGCGAAGAUUUCGAAGUGUUCCACAAUUACGAGCGUGAGCAAACUGCGACGGGGGAAUUUCAGAUAUUCUGCGGCAGAGACCACUACCGUCAAACUGGAAACGCUUUGAUGUUUAUCGGCAAAGCGACUGCAAUGGUAUUCGGGGGGUAUAUAGGAGACUUUUUGGGCAGGAAGCCGAGCUUCGUUAUAUUUCAGACGCUAACAGUUGCCAUUACAGCUUUGUCCGGAUUGACUCCAAAUCUUAUGUUAUUCCUAGUGGGUCGUUUCUUCACAGGACUGGUCGUUUCCUGUGCUUACAUUUACGCCUUCGCACUGAUGAGUGAAAUGAUGAAACCGAAUUAUUUCACUUGGGUCGCAUUUCUAUCCGAGGCAACCUUCGGACUUGGAAUGGUAGCUUUGAGUGGGUCGGCUUUUGCGAUUCCAAAUUGGAGGUAUUUACAGCUUGCGGUGGCAGUUGCACUCUUGAUUCCGACAGUGUUGCUGAUCGUAUUCGUGCCGGAAAGUCUCCGCUGGCUCAUCGCUAAAGGAAACUUUAAGCGAGCAGUUCAAGUCGCCUCCAGAAUGUCUGAAUCGAACGGGGUCAGCUUCGAUUCGAUAUUGGAAAAUGAACUCUACAAUUUGUGCCAUCAAAAUCAUGAUGAACUGAACGAAGAAAGCAAGAAGAAAAAGGUAAAGUCAGAAUUCAAGGUGGCAAAAAGCUUUGCCAUUGUCCAGAUUUUCAAAAAUCGAUCAUUGGCAAUCCAACUGAUCACGCUGGCAUUCUGUUGGUUGGUUAUAAGUGCAGUUUAUUACGGUAUAUCUCUCGGAGGAUCCAUGAUUCCUGGCGACCUCUAUCUCAACACUGCUCUGAUGGGGUUCUUCGAAGUCCCUGCGAUGAUUGUUGCCUCUUUGCUGUCUUACAAACUUGGGCGGAAAAAAGUGUUCACUGGAUCCCUAAUCUUUACAGGUAUAUGCUGCUCUUCCAUAGCAAUUACCUCGGCUUACAAAACCGAUCUGGGCUCUCGAAUUUUAGCUCUGGCAGGCAGAUUUGGAAUCACGAUUAGUUUCGCAGUUGUGUAUCUUUACACAGUCGAGAUCAUGCCGACGAGCGUUCGUGUCACGGGAAUGACAUUUUGCUCAUUCACUGCUCGUUUUGGAGCCAUUCUGUCUCCUUAUUCGGUUUUGCUAAGUGAAAAAAUAUGGGGUCCAAUUGCGUUUGUAAUUUUUGGAUCAGUAGCGCUUAUUGCUGGGCUACUGGCGCUAACUUUGCCAGAAACGCACAAUAAACCUUUACUAGAUUCAGUCGAGGAUGGCAAAAACACAAAAAUUAAACGUCAGAAAACGGCAUUGCAUGAGCCAAAACUAAAAGGCAUGAGUCAUGAAACAGACAAGGCAAACAAAAGCGAAAGCAUCAUUUGAAUGCUUCAAACUUCCACCCAAGUCCCAGAAAGGAGAGAAAGAACAUUUUUGAUUCAACUACAAUCGAAAGGCACAACUGCCAGCGUUACUUUACGCGCAUAUUAGUAUAUUAGUAAUCUAGACGCGCUAAGUAUUCCAAUGUAUUUGUAAAUUUUGCUUUUCAUAGUUCUUUAAAAUUUACUAAGUUAAAUG
Messenger RNA from Symsagittifera roscoffensis, 2245 nucleotides. RefSeq names its product organic cation transporter protein-like. Gene Ontology annotation, biological process: transmembrane transport. NCBI's taxonomy places the organism in Eukaryota, Metazoa, Xenacoelomorpha, Acoela, Convolutidae. Gene Ontology annotation, cellular component: membrane. The transcript has a single exon. The record is from RefSeq and is a predicted model, not a curated record. Bases 338 to 2053 code for a protein of 571 amino acids. Gene Ontology annotation, molecular function: transmembrane transporter activity.